Thunnus maccoyii (southern bluefin tuna) is the source of this 2395-nucleotide messenger RNA. RefSeq names its product tumor necrosis factor ligand superfamily member 15-like. The transcript has 4 exons. Bases 1339 to 2151 code for a protein of 270 amino acids. NCBI's taxonomy places the organism in Eukaryota, Metazoa, Chordata, Actinopteri, Scombriformes, Scombridae. Gene Ontology annotation, cellular component: membrane. Gene Ontology annotation, molecular function: tumor necrosis factor receptor binding. Gene Ontology annotation, biological process: immune response. The record is from RefSeq and is a predicted model, not a curated record.
UCUAAUAGCCAGUAUAAACAGGAGGAAAGAUUACAGCGAGAAAAACCUCUUUCACUGCUUUCACUGCAGAGGAAAGUGACAAACUGCACAUUCACGCUUUUUAAUAUUCAAUUAAACUGCUGACGGGAGGAAUAAUCUCUACUCAUGUUGUUAGAAUUUCAGUGUUUCCAAAGAAUUACCUAGCAACUUACUUGACUAACACCGGCACAUUGUUUGCUCAUUGUACAUUUUGUGCAAUGUGUCAGGAAUCAAACCACAGUCGCAGAGGAGACUAUGAUGUAUCUUUCCAAUGAGGAAGAAGAGGUUAUUAAAUUCUCCUUAUAAUUAAUUAUUGUAGAUAAUGGUCUUUAUGGCCAGUGACCAUUUGAUAAUAAUGUUCUUUGGAGAUUUUGUGAAAAUGUGUCACACUGCUUAAAGCUCUGACUUGCUGCUACUAUGCAUUUAUUAUGGUGACAAUUGCUUGGCUGUCUUUGCAGUCUGGAUCAGGCUUCAAUCAAAUUAAAUCGGCAGUUGUGUUUUUUAUUGACUACUUUUACUGAAACUACAAUGCAACAUUCACACUUCAACAGGGAUGGUGCUUGUCCAGACAGGCCUCGUGAAUCACAAGUAGAUUUCCAAGAAGAGACAGAUCACUCCAAGGAGACUGAUUGGAGACUGGCUAAGUAUUCUCUUCAUUAGGCGCUAAAGCUAAAGUGAGGAUGCUUUAAAAAAUAAUGCCAUGAGUAGUUUUUAUUUAUCAGUGAACCAAGUUGAGUAAAGAGAAGAAACCUAAAUGAAACCAGUAUUUGGUGUGAGCAGCCUUGCCUUUAAACUAGAAGCAGUUCUCGGUUCUUGGCAGGUCGGUUGUACCCGGCAUCUUGAACAAGUUGCCACAGUUCUGUGGAUUUAGGCAUCUCAGCUGCUUCUGUCUCUUCAUGUGAUCCAAGACAGACUCCAUGAAAUUAGGAUCAGGGCUCUGUAGGAGCAAAACCAUCUGUUGCAGGACUCCUCGUUCUUUAUAGUUUUUUAUGACUCUGGCUGCGUAACGCAUUGGGACCUGAUGGUGCUGCAUGAUGGAGAAUCUAAACGUCUAAAGUGCCUAAAAUCUUUGCACGGUACUGUAUGUUAAGGCCGUGUUGUGAAAUGGGAAUGUGAAAACUUCUCCCAUAAAGUCGUCCGUGGGCUGGUUGUCCAUCCGGUAUUGGCCAAUUUAUGGCAGGAGAUGAAACGUGUGUAGUCUACGGAGACCUAACCUCUGAAAGAGGAAGUGUUUUAGUCUUGACACUCAGUGAAACUCGGUUAAAUAGACAGUCGCUACCAGUCAUGUGCUUUUUAACGUGGGCGACACCACACUGAGAAAUGGAGAUGCUGAAUGGGAACCGGCGGCCGGUCUGCUCAUGGGAAACCAGCGGCAUGGAGGAGGACAGCGAGUGCCCCUGCUGCUGUGGAGAGGAGGGUAGAUUACAUCGGCAAAAUUCUUUGAUUCGCCUUCUUCACCGGAGAGAAAAGCGACUUACGCGAAUGGCCCAUUUUUUAGCGGUGGCGCUUCUUCUGGUGAUUUCAGUGGCACUGGCUUUACUUCUCGCGCUGCUGCUUGGAAGGAGCGCUCCUGACACACCGGACAGCCAGCUCAUGAUGCAUCGGGAAACAAAUUCCUCUGUCAUCAGCAGCAAACAGCAGCAACAUGAAAUAGCAGACAUGUAUCCAAGCGCCAUGCUGACAGCUCCCAAUGACAAUUUCACUGUUGGGAAAUGUCUUCAGUGGCAGAGUACUUUAGGAAAUGCCUACUGUGACAGAGGUUUCAACUACUCCAAUGGAAACCUUGUGGUGCCCAGACAUGGCAAGUACAAAGUUUUCCUGCAGAUCACCUACGAGAGUGAUCCCAACAAAUGUCAUGGACAAGAUGAGAUAAGACUCUCCACCAAGGUCUCAGUUUUCCGGGAAGCUUACCCUAAGGACACAGAUCUCCUGUCAUCAUUCGACACAGUGAAUUGUAGCAUGAAUAACUGGAGUAAAUCACUCUAUACAGCCGGCUUGUUUGACCUGCCAGAAAACAGCAAACUAUGCGUGACAAUAUCACACCCUGAACUUAUUGUCAAGAGGGAAGAAUUGACAUUCUUUGGUGUUGAACUUCAGCACUCCAUGAGAAUUUUAGGGAAGACACCAGUGUAGUUAUAUGCUUUCCUUUUACUAUUACUGCUUAUGAAAAGUGUAAACUCACUGAUGAAUUUGCAACAUUAAGAAGUUAGUAGUAUUUACUGUACUGCAGGUUUGCUUUAUCUCGUUCAAGUUAUAAGCUGCAUUAUUUUUAACUCAUUAAUAACUGCUCCCUGAACAGUGAUUCAACUAGAGCUGCAAUGAAAAUCAAAAUUCUCUGGUUCCAGCUUCUUAACAGUAAUAUUUUCUGCUUUCUUUA